AUGUCCGCCGUCAACAAUAUGGCCGAGUCCAGCAGCCUUUAUUCCGAUUAUCGGUUCAGUUCCGACAUAGGCGCAUCGUCGGACGAGGACGAUUUCGUUUCCAGUGCCAGCACGACCUCAGCUGCGUCCGACGAGAGAUCCACGGAGAAACGGCCAUUGCAGCGAGACUCCGUCACGGUGUCGAACAAAGAUGAAUUGGAUAAUCCGCAACCAUCGACCUGCUCUGUUGCUGGGCCUGAGGCAGCCGAUAAUAACAUUGACACGACAUCUCUGGCGAUGGAAACGGCGAAUAUUAGUCUCGCGGCGGAUGAGAAACCCGUGGAAGUGAAAAAGCCGCUGCUUUUGUUGGACCUGCCCAUGGAUAUAUUGCAGGAGAUUGUGAAAGAGGUAACGCAUACGAAUGAUUUGACGUCGCUGGCUCUGACGUGCUCCACCCUUCAUGCUCUGGCGAUCCCUCAAAUGUACUCUCGGUUCGACAUUGUCUGGCCAGAUACCUUGUCGUCUUCCGAUCAUCCUGCUGGCGUUGACGCUCUUUCCUAUGGUUUGGCGACAUUGGUCAUGGGAGACGACAUCUUCCAUGAGCUUCCUACGCAUCGACCCGCCGGUUCCUGCGCACACUGUGGCUGCAACACUCCCCACGACCAAACCCCUACACAGAGUCCGGUGCGGAGGAUACGACGGGGGAACUACUAUGCACAAUAUACGCGGAAGUUCUCGGUUGGGAAUGGACCGCUGAUCUGGGUCCAAGAAUACUCUGUGACCAAGGAGACGGGGAAAAUGCUGGGAACAUUAGUCGCCUUGGCCAUUGCCCGGAUGGUCAAUCUGGAGACAUUCGUCUGGGACAUGCCUACGGGGGUUUUAAGGGAUGUGUGGAUUGCACUCUCAUCGCUUGCCAAUCGUCCUGGACACGAAUGCCGCCUGGAGCGUGUCUGGGUCCGAUGGCACGAUAAUUCGGAGAGCCCAAUACGCUCUGCACCGACUGCGUCUUCUUUUGCACUUCCAGAUACGCAGAACGAUUUUGCUCCUCUCCCAGCCGGCUCGCCAUUGCUGCAUAAAUACGGGCAUGUGGAGUAUCCGUCUUUGUCUAUAGUGCCGCCAUUGAAGAGCCUGAGCAUACUUGAUAUAGAUGAGUCGUCGUACAUUGAAGAAGCAGCUAUACUCAUCCGUCGUUCGUGGGAUCGGCUGAAGGAGUUGCGCGUCGGCAUUUCGUCAAAGGUCUGUCAGGCAGACUGGUUAAAACCACUGGGAGGCUGGUCCUCCCGAGAUUCGACCACGGCCAUGACUGGGUGGCCCAAGGCCGGGGGCGUGUUAGGAGUGCUACUAGGCCACACUGAUGGCUCGUGCUCUCAUGGAGUGGCUAGUGAAGGCUCCAAGAAAACGCCCAAUACCGAAGCUGGUGGAAGUAUUCCCGGGAGUACGAACCCUCAACUUGAGUCGCCUCCACCUGCAGGGUCACCAGAACCCUCACCAGACCAGCCAGUUGUAGUCUCAGAACCAAGGGCCAAAGAGCCGUCAAAGCCCUCCAGCACCGUCUUCAAAUUAUCUCCUAGCUCGCCUUCUGACGUCGAAUCCAACCGGAACCCGCUCAGGUUGGAGACUUUGGAGUUAGAACGCGUGUCUCUAUCUAUUCCGGUGAUACUACAAAGUCUUGAUUGGACCCGGAUCACGGCUUUGACAAUACUGCGCUGCGAAGGCCAUGAGAAGCUGUGGAGGUCCCUGCGUCGCCAGUUUCCUCCGUCAUGCGCCCCUCGCUCUUCCAGAGCUGGAAAGAGAGAGGGUGGACAAUCGGAGUACUCUUUGAGAAUCAAACACAUCCAUACGGACGCCGUGUCUCCGUAUCUGCUACUGUUCAUCAAGGACACCCUGGCUCCUAACACACUCGAAACUCUCUUCUUGCACGAAGCUCCCAUGUAUGACUCGAUCGUCCAGAUUGAUGCCAUUUACCGAAAUGUGAUCCGCAACCAUCGGAUGAGUCUGAAAAAGGUACUCAUUGAUAGUACGGAGCGGUCCGCAAUUGGCGUUGAGAUCGCCACUAGCCGCUGGCGUAAAUGGAUGUUUACGCGCGAUAUGAUUUCUUUUGUCACCAGUGGACGCAUGCCUCGAUUGCGUGAGCUGUCGAUGACCGUACAUUCCAAGGACUGGCACUACUUCUUACAGAGGCUGCCUAAUGUUCCACACCUUCGGGCCUUGCACAUUCCUCAUAUCGCCCAUCCCAUACACCGGGAUUCCAAGGAGCUUGCACUGCAAAUUCUGGACAUUGUCACCAUCCGUCCGGAUGUUGGAAUCAGCUACGUAGGGAUGCAGAACAAAUGCUACGAGAUCCUCGAAGGGAAACGAGGGGAUAAGGUUGAUCUUGACGAUGCGGAUGACAGCCAUAGCGAGGGUCUGGGAGAUGGCGAGCCCUGGUCGGCCAGCGACACGGAUGACGACGAAGGUGACGAUGACGCCGGAGCUGCCAGCACGGCGGAUUCAACCUCGGUGCUAUCGUCGGACCACGAAUCGUCGAAUGGAGAUGAAUCCGAUCUCGAAGGCAGCCGAUCACGUGUGACGUUUCGGCUGCGCGAGAUUUUGUUUUAUGAUGAUAAGAUCGCCAUUUUUAAGGCGCGACAUGGAGUUUUGUGA
Aspergillus melleus is the source of this 2622-nucleotide messenger RNA. RefSeq lists its product as uncharacterized. Bases 1 to 2622 code for a protein of 873 amino acids. Gene Ontology annotation, molecular function: protein binding. The transcript is spliced from 3 exons. The record is from RefSeq and is a predicted model, not a curated record. Lineage: Eukaryota; Fungi; Ascomycota; Eurotiomycetes; Eurotiales; Aspergillaceae.